GGUCUUCAAGCACAUGGGGCCGCUCUUCCCCAGAUCCACUCUCUUAUUCACUCCACCCGACGUCUGAUCACCUCUUCCUUUUUUACGAUUCAUUGCACUGCCUAUCAUGGCAAAAUCGUUCCCUAUCGAGAAGGUUGUUGCGGCCGCUUUUCUCAGCAUCGCCCUUUACAAUUUUCUCGAACUUAAUGCCUACAUCUUCACUUCGUUCAAGCGGCGACGAGGUCUAUAUUUCUGGUCCUUUACCGUUGCCACAUAUGGCAUCCUGUUCAACGCCGUCGGAUAUAUCCUCAUGCACUUGGCUGCACUCAAGGAGAAGAACAUUUUCGCCACCUUCAUCCUCCUAGGAUGGUGCAUGAUGAUCACAGGCCAGUCGGUAGUACUAUAUUCACGACUGCACAUUGUGGUGCACAAUCUCAAAUGGCUACGAUACGUCCUCAUCAUGAUUAUCACCAACGCAAUCUGGCUGCACAUCCCCAUUAUUAUCCUGGUUUACGGUGCCAACUCGGACACCCCACAGCCCUAUGCAAAAAUCUACAACAUAUACGAACGGAUUCAACUCAGCGUCUUCUUCGUCCAGGAACUCAUUAUUUCGGGUCUAUAUCUCUUCGAGACGACCAAGCUGCUCCGCCUUGAACGCACAAUCGGACACGUCAGCACUCGAACACUGCUUUACCACCUUAUCUCAGUCAACAUCCUCGUCAUCAUGCUCGACUGCAGUAUCCUGGGCCUCGAGUUUGCAGACUUCUUCGAGAUCCAAACCUCGUGGAAGCCGCUUGUCUAUAGCAUUAAGCUCAAGCUUGAAUUCAGCAUCCUCAGCCGCCUGGUCAAAUUGACCAGGAACGCGAGGAGUGGGAACGCUGGCAACUCCUAUAGCAACGCAGUGCACACUGGGGGCAUGCCACUUGGCACCAUGAAGGGAAAGAGCAACGCACAUCGGUCCAUGGUGGGUACGGGUACGGAUGAACGAGACAACUGGGAGAUCAAAGUCGGUGGCGGCCCGAACCACAUGGAGACGAGGCCAUCGCAGGUCUUGAAGAUAACAGAAUUCAUGGUGCAGAGUCACAGCCGGCCGCCGAGCAUCGCAAGCCUCGCCGAGAGUGGGAAGAAGAUACUGGCACACACGCAUACGCAGGAGCUGCACGAAAGUGACUAG
Exserohilum turcica Et28A is the source of this 1153-nucleotide messenger RNA. RefSeq lists its product as uncharacterized. Lineage: Eukaryota; Fungi; Ascomycota; Dothideomycetes; Pleosporales; Pleosporaceae. Bases 107 to 1153 code for a protein of 348 amino acids. The transcript has a single exon. The record is from RefSeq and is a predicted model, not a curated record.